AAAAUAAAGUUUUGUCUUGUGUGAGCUACGAAUUGUUUUAUUAGGAAUGAGUGAAACGCGUGAACAAAUUUUGGAAGAAAUUAAAUUACAAGGUGAUUUGGUACGAAAACUAAAAGCGGCCAAGGAACCCAAAGAAAAGGUCUAAAGCCACAAAAACAAAGAAAAUAUUACCACAAACUAAAUAAAACAAAACAACUAUAUAGCUAUAAAAGUAGUAAAUAUUUUAAAAUAAAAUAUAAAUUAACAAAUAAUAAAAAUUUAUAAAAAAAUUACAAAAAUGUUACGUUCAUUUGUACAAACAACUACGCGUUUAAAUAAAGUUAAUUUUUUACAAAUACAAUUAAAUUAUCGUACAUUGAGCUCCAAAGUCGAUUUAAAAUCUCUUAAAAAUAAUAAUAAUAAUGAUGAUACUGAUGAUGGAGUUGGUAAUAAUGGUGUUAGUGGUACCAUAAAACAUCGGCAACUGGAAUUGGACAAGAUCGAUGAAGAAGUGGCUCGAUUGCUGGCCCUUAAGGCCAAAUUGGGUGAUGAACCUCAACAAAAUCAAAAGUUUACUUUAAAAACUCCCAAGGGUACACGUGAUUAUGGUCCUCAACAAAUGAUGUUGCGUCAAAAUGUUUUGGACAAGAUAACAACGGUAUUUAAGAAACAUGGUGGUGAAGCUAUUGAUACACCAGUAUUCGAAUUGAAGGAAGUUUUAACUGGCAAAUAUGGUGAGGAUUCCAAGUUAAUUUAUGAUCUCAAAGAUCAAGGCGGUGAAAUACUAUCGCUUCGUUAUGAUCUGACAGUUCCUUUGGCUAGAUAUUUAGCCAUGAAUAAAAUAUCGAGCAUUAAACGUUAUCACAUUGCCAAGGUAUAUCGCCGCGAUAAUCCUGCCAUGACUCGUGGUCGUUAUAGGGAGUUUUAUCAAUGUGAUUUUGAUAUUGCUGGCUCUUAUGAUCCCAUGUUACCCGAUGCUGAAUGUGUUAAAAUUGUCUCUGAAAUCUUAGAUGUUUUAGAUAUUGGCGAUUAUGUCAUCAAGCUAAAUCAUAGACAAUUAUUGGAUGGUAUGUUUGAAGCCUGUGGUGUACCAGCUGAUAAAUUCCGUUCCAUUUGUUCGGCCGUAGAUAAAUUGGAUAAAUCUCCCUGGUCGGAGGUGCGCCGUGAGAUGAUCGAUGAAAAAGGUUUAGAUGCUUCGUCUGCCGAUCAAAUUGGUGAAUAUGUUCAGCUGAGUGGUGGUAGUGAUUUGGUUGAAAAACUUUUGGCUGAUCCUAAAUUGAAAGCUGUCAGUGCUGCCGUUAAGGGUCUGGAAGGCAUGCAACUUUUACUUAAGUACUGUAAUGCUAUGGGUCUUGCGGAUAAAAUUUGUUUUGACUUGAGUUUGGCUCGUGGUUUGGACUACUAUACGGGUGUUAUUUAUGAAUGUGUACUUAAGGCUGAGCCCAAAAUUUUAGCCAAUGGAGCUUCUGAAGAACAGGGCACCGUUGGUUCUGUAGCUGGUGGUGGUCGUUAUGAUAACUUGGUUGGUAUGUUUGAUCCCAAGGGAAGACAAGUGCCCUGUGUGGGUGUUUCCAUAGGUGUGGAACGUAUAUUUUCGGUGUUAGAAGCCAAAGCUGCCGCAUCUGGUGUUAAGCCACGCACCAAUGACAUCGAGGUUUAUGUAGCCUCAGCUCACAAAGGUUUACACGAAAAACGUUUAAGCAUUUUAAAUGAUUUGUGGAAUCAAGGUGUAAAGGCUGAACAUUCCUACAAAUUAAAUCCCAAACUAUUGGCCCAACUCCAGCAUUGUGAGGAGCAACAGAUUCCUCUAGCCGUGGUAUUCGGAGAUUCAGAGUUGUCGAAGGGCAUUGUUAAGCUACGUGAAGUCGGCAGCCGUAAAGAAGAAGACAUUCCAUUGGCCGAUUUGGCUGAUGAAAUCAAAAAGAGAUUAAGAAACUAAUUACUGCAAAUGGCUUUCAUAUAAAUGACAAAACACUUUCAUAAAUUCAUAUAGUUUUCUUUUUAUUUAUUUUGUUUUUAAUGUAUUUAUUGCUUGGUACCGCUUAGAGAAGAAAUAGCCAGCUGGUUGAUGCAAACAGUUUGAAGUAGUGAUGGCUUUUAAAGAAUUAACUUUACCAAAAUCGAGAAUCAAUAUUAAAAAGAUGUGAAAUAAAUUUAUAAUAAAAAAAUGAUUUAGAUUCUUAUAUCACGAUCAUAUUAAAAGAAAAU
Messenger RNA from Lucilia cuprina (Australian sheep blowfly), 2187 nucleotides. RefSeq names its product histidine--tRNA ligase (gene HisRS). The coding region runs from base 278 to 1918 and encodes 546 amino acids. NCBI's taxonomy places the organism in Eukaryota, Metazoa, Arthropoda, Insecta, Diptera, Calliphoridae. The transcript is spliced from 7 exons. The record is from RefSeq and is a predicted model, not a curated record. Gene Ontology annotation, cellular component: cytoplasm; mitochondrion. Gene Ontology annotation, molecular function: ATP binding; histidine-tRNA ligase activity. Gene Ontology annotation, biological process: histidyl-tRNA aminoacylation; mitochondrial translation.